Molecule: messenger RNA, 1342 nt
Organism: Arachis duranensis
Lineage: Eukaryota; Viridiplantae; Streptophyta; Magnoliopsida; Fabales; Fabaceae
Product: galactoside 2-alpha-L-fucosyltransferase-like
Exons: 3
Coding region: 391-1092 (233 amino acids)
Biological process (GO): xyloglucan biosynthetic process; cell wall biogenesis
Cellular component (GO): Golgi apparatus; membrane
Molecular function (GO): galactoside 2-alpha-L-fucosyltransferase activity
Source: RefSeq, a predicted model, not a curated record
UGGAAUUGCAAGGAAGAGGAAUAGUCCAAAAUAUGACACAUGAGAACUUAGGAGAAGGAGGAGAAGAAAAGAAUAAUACUAUUGAGGUAUCUCAAGGGAAAGUUCAGAAUAAUUGCACUGCUUCACAAGGAACAGUAACAGGUGGAGGGCCAAAAAAUAACACAGAAACUUUCAACAAAUGAUUCAAAAAAUUCAACCACACAUGACAAAUUUCUUGAUGGACUUUUAGCUUCUGGAUUUGAUGAAUCAACAUGCCUAAGCAGGUAUCAAUCCCAUUUAUACCGCAAACCUUCUAAUCACAAGCCAUCUCCAUAUUUGAUAUCUAAACUCAGAAACUAUGAAGAAUUUCACAAAAGAUGUGGACCAAACUCUAGAGCUUACAAAAUAUCCAUGCAAAAAAUAACAACCCCAAGUUCUAAAACACAUCAUCAUCAUCAUCACAAUGAUAAUGUUGAUGCUGCAAAGUGCAAAUAUCUUGUAUGGACACCUGCAAAUGGACUGGGAAAUCGAAUGAUUAGCAUCGCCGCCGCCUUCCUCUUCGCCGUCCUCACAGACAGAGUUCUGUUGGUAAGAUUUGAAGCAGAUAUGAAUGGCCUAUUCUGUGAACCAUUUCAUGGGUCAACUUGGAUUUUGCCUAAGAACUCACCCUUUUGGAACCAUGAGAAUAUUGACACAUAUCAAAGUGUAGUGUUAGCUAAGGUGGACAAAGCUAGAAACUUGACAUUGGAUCAAUUGUUAUUGCCUUCUGUUCUGUUUAUUAAUCUACAACAUACAAAAGAAGAUCCUGAAAUCUUUUUUCAUUGUGAUCAUAAUCAAGAAGCUCUCAAGAAAGUUACUGUCUUGAUUGUUCAAUCAGAUCAGUACUUUGUGCCUUCUCUGUUCAUGACUCCAUCUUUUAGUCAUGAUAUGAACAAGAUGUUCCCGGAAAAGGAUGCCGUUUUCCACCACGUCGGCCGGUACCUUUUCCACCCUUCGAACCAGGCGUGGGGACAAAUUAGUAAAUUCUAUGAUGCAUACUUGGCGAAAGCAGACGAGAGGAUUGGACUACAAGUAAGUAGUGACGGAUUCAAAAAAUUGUUACUAAAAGCAUAAAGAAAAAAAGAAUAAAAUAUAUUUUUUUUACUAUUCAAUGUAUUAUUUAUGGCGAAAACUCAAGUGCAGUCAAUUUCACGUGAAAUUGAUAGUUGAGAGCCGUUAGAUGAAAAUUUAGUCAAUUCAGUCAAAUUAUCUAACAGCUCUUAGUUAUCAACUUCACAUGAAGUCGACUACACCUGAAUUUCCACCAUUAUUUAUAAUAGUAACAAAUACGAGAUUAGUUAAGACUAUAAAAAUAUUUACAUAU